Corylus avellana is the source of this 1606-nucleotide messenger RNA. Its product is annotated as UDP-glycosyltransferase 71E1-like. Gene Ontology annotation, molecular function: UDP-glucosyltransferase activity. NCBI's taxonomy places the organism in Eukaryota, Viridiplantae, Streptophyta, Magnoliopsida, Fagales, Betulaceae. The record is from RefSeq and is a predicted model, not a curated record.
UUAAGACCAACUCAAAGCAUCCCAAGAGACUUGAACCAAACUAAACAUGUCGUCCGGUGAGAUUCUUGUGGUGCCCAAAAACGGGCAAGGCCACCUCUUCCCUUCCAUGCAGCUCUGCAAACACCUCAUUUCCCGAAACUACACCAUCACCCUCAUCGUCGACUCCGAUAUCACCUCCUCUAUCCCCUCCUCUCUUCUCCAAUCCCCUCUCUUCCAACUAACCCACAUCUCAACCGGAUCCGGCCCGAGCCAGCCUUUCCACCGCAACCACCAGCAGAUGGGCCACGGCAUCGAGACUCUACUGGCCCGACGGGAUCCGAAUUCGACCAGACCCGUAUGUGCCAUCGUAGACCACAUAAUGAGUAAGACCCAGGAGGUUUUUUCGAGGUUUGGUGUGCCCACGGUGGUUUUUAUUACAUCUGGGGCGUGCUGGGCGGCGGUCCAGCACGCUGUGUGGGUGGUCCGACCCGGAGACAUGACACCCGGUGAGGUCCGGGUCCUGCCCGGUUUACCGGAGGAGAUGGUCCUAAAGUAUUCGGAUCUUAAGCAACGUCGUCAUUGGCGCCCUCCACCGGCUAAAGAGGUCGAAAAGGAUCCAAAGGGUGGUAUGAAACCGCCACGUGGCCCGCCUUUACCGGGGGAACCGGCUCCGUGGGUGGAAGAAGUGGAAUGCUCGGCGGCGAUAUUGAUCAACACGUGCGACGAUCUGGAGCGUCCGUUUCUUGAUUACGUGGCGAAGUUGACCCAGAAGCCCGUUUGGGGUGUGGGCCCGCUGUUGCCGGAUCAGUAUUGGCAGUCGACGGAUUCGCUGCUCCGGGAGCGAGAGAUCCGGCCCAGGAAAGAAUCUAAUUACACCGAGGAUGAGAUAAUCGAGUGGUUGGAUCAGCAGCCGCGUGGGUCGGUGAUGUACGUGUCAUUUGGGAGUGAGGUGGGUCCCACAAUGGAGGAGUACCCUGAGCUGGCUGGUGCACUGGAGGAGUCGACCCGGCCAUUCAUAUGGGUCAUCCAACGAAAAUCAGCUCCUCAACACUCGGGUCAACCCGGUUUAGGUGGUGUGGAAGCACAAGAGUAUUUUCCUCAUGGGUUGGAUAGCAAAAUUGGUAAGAGGGGUUUGAUAAUACACGGGUGGGCACCACAGCUGUUGAUACUGAGCCAUCCAUCGACGGGUGGGUUUGUAUCGCAUUGUGGAUGGAAUUCCACGGUGGAGGCGAUCGUGCGUGGGGUCCCAUUCUUGGCAUGGCCCAUAAGGGGUGACCAAUACUACAAUGCCAUGCUGGUUGUCAGACAUCUCAAGGUGGGGACCAUGGUCUCAGAGGGAUAUCCAGAUGAUAAAGUUAAGAAGAGUGAUAUAUUGCAUGGCAUAGAGAAAGUUCUCACCGACGGCGAUAUCAGAAGCCAAUCUGAGAUUCUUCGUGGCCAAUUUGAGCAAGGCUUUCCGGCGAGCUCGUUGGCGUCGUUGGAUGCGUUUAAGGAUUUGAUCAACCAAAAAGCAGCAUAAGUCCGAAUAAGACCCUAGCUUGAUUAGGAACUUGUACUAGAGUUUCGACUUUGAACUCUCUCCAAUCUAUUUGCAUCGUAUUAUAUAUUAAUUGUAUAUUAAGGUAAA